This is a messenger RNA of Trachemys scripta elegans, 2819 nucleotides long. RefSeq names its product protein O-mannosyltransferase 1 (gene POMT1). Gene Ontology annotation, cellular component: membrane; endoplasmic reticulum. Gene Ontology annotation, biological process: protein O-linked glycosylation via mannose. The transcript has 19 exons. Gene Ontology annotation, molecular function: dolichyl-phosphate-mannose-protein mannosyltransferase activity. The record is from RefSeq and is a predicted model, not a curated record. Lineage: Eukaryota; Metazoa; Chordata; Testudines; Emydidae. The coding region runs from base 275 to 2515 and encodes 746 amino acids.
AGCGCGCGCGGCCGGGACCGGUGGGGGUGGGGGGCAGCCCCGUGACCUAGAUUCCCGCCUGUGGGGUGUCACCGCGAGUCUCGGAGCGGCCCGGCCCGGCCCGGCGUUAGCAUGGGCCUCGGCUCUCCCAGACACAGGCUGGGGACACAGGACCGGCGGCGCGGCGCGGCCUGGGGGGCUCACGGUUGUUCUCGGGCCUAGUUCAUUGCCCCAGACUGAAGGGACGCGCAAGGCUCUCAGAGUGCUGAGAGGCUGGACCAAACCAUUCUGCAGGAUGUUGGGAUUCCUGAAGCAGCCUGUUGUGGUCACUGCAGAGAUCAAUGUGAAUCUGGUGGCUCUGACUAUGAUGGGAUUAGUAAACCGGCUCUGGGCACUCUCCUACCCACGGGCUGUGGUUUUUGAUGAAGUUUACUAUGGCCAGUUUGUGUCUUUGUACAUGAAGCGGAUCUUUUUUGUGGAUGACAGUGGCCCGCCAUUUGGCCACAUGCUGCUAGCUUUUGGAGGUUACUUAGGAGGCUUUGAUGGAAACUUCUUGUGGAACAGAAUUGGGGCUGAGUACAAUAUGAACGUGCCCAUUUGGUCCUUGCGACUGCUGCCAGCACUAACUGGUGCCCUGUGUGUGCCUUUAGCGUACCAGAUUUUGGUAGAGCUGCACUUCUCCCAUUGUGCUGCGUUUGGAGCUGCCCUCCUGAUUCUCUUCGAGAACUCUCUGAUCACUCAAUCCAGGCUGAUGCUCUUGGAAUCAGUACUAAUCUUUUUUAUCCUGCUGGCAAUUUUGUCCUACCUGAAGUUCUACAAUUUACAGAAGUGCAGCCCCUUCACUGCAGGCUGGUGGUUUUGGCUUUUAUUGACUGGAGUUGCUUGUUCCUGUGCAGUUGGGGUAAAAUACAUGGGGCUUUUCACCUACAUGCUGCUCUUGGCCAUCGCUGGAGUCCACUCCUGGCACUUGAUAGGAGACCAGACCUUGUCAAAUGUUUCUGUGUUGUGCCAUUUGCUGGCGAGGGGACUAGCUCUAGUAGUCGUCCCAGUAGCAAUGUACCUGUUUUUCUUCUACGUUCACUUGACUUUGCUCUACCGCUCAGGACCUCAUGACCAGAUUAUGACCAGUGCUUUCCAGGCCAGCUUGGAGGGCGGGCUAGCUCGGAUCACACACGGCCAGCCCCUUGAGGUAGCCUAUGGCUCCCAGAUUACCCUGCGGAAUGUUUUAGGCAAACCCAUGCCAUGCUGGCUCCAUUCUCACAAGAGCACUUAUCCCAUCAGGUACGAGAAUGGCCGAGGCAGCUCCCACCAACAGCAGGUGACUUGUUACCCCUUCAAGGAUGUCAAUAACUGGUGGAUUGUUAAGGAUCCUGGGAUGCAGCAGCUGGUGGUGAGUAACCCACCACGUCCCGUCCGACAUGGGCAUAUUGUGCAACUGGUCCACGGCAUCACAACUCGUUACCUCAACACGCAUGAUGUUGCUGCACCUCUGAGCCCACACUCCCAGGAAAUCUCCUGUUACAUUGAUUAUAACAUCUCCAUGCCAGCACAGAACCUCUGGAGAGUGACCAUCCCUCUCUUGCAGGAAAUUGUAAAUCGGGAAUUGGACACAGACGUGUGGAAGACCAUUUUAUCUGAAGUAAGGUUUGUCCAUGUGAAUACCUCAGCAGUGCUGAAGCUCAGUGGUGCAUCUCUACCUGAGUGGGGCUACCGGCAGCUGGAGAUCAUUGGGGAGAAGUUGUCCAAAGGGUAUCACCAGAGCAUGCUGUGGAAUGUGGAGGAGCACAGAUACGGGAAAAGCCAAGAGCAGAAGGAGCGGGAAGUGGAGCUGCACUCACCCACACAGGCUGACAUCAGCAAAAACCUCAGUUUCAUGGCCAGAUUCACAGAACUGCAGUGGAAGAUACUAACAUUGAAAAAUGAAGACACAGAACAUAAGUACAGCUCUUCCCCCCUAGACUGGAUCACUAUGGAUACAAACAUCGCUUACUGGUUCCACCCUAUCUCUGGUGCUCAGAUCCACCUCAUUGGGAACGUUCUCACCUGGGCUUCAGCUAAUGUUGCAACUCUCGUAUAUGUGUGUCUGUUCCUGUGGUAUUUGCUUCGACGACGGAGGAAGAUUUGUGACAUCCCUGAAGAUGUAUGGAGGCUCUGGGUAUCAGCUGGAGGAUUCUGUGUGGGAGGCUGGGCUGUGAAUUACCUCCCCUUUUUCAUGAUGGAGAAGACACUUUUCCUGUACCACUACCUGCCUGCUCUCACUUUUCAAAUUCUCCUGAUUCCUGUUGUACUGCAGCAUCUGACCGAUCACCUCUGCAGGUACCCAGGACACCCUACAGGGUGUUCUGCAGUUCUAAUUAGUGGGGAUGGAGGUAGUGAAAUGAUGGGGUUCAUAGUCCCAGCUGCAGCACUGACUUCAGGCACGUUGCAUUAUGUCCCAUCUGUAGUAACGCUGCCCUGCCUCCCAGAGGGGCAUGGGGAGAAUUACUCAGUUAAUGCUUCUACAGAGCCAGGCAAGGUAAAUUGCAGCCCUGUUUAGCAGUUCAUUUUUUUGGAGGCGAGAAGACACAACCUGUUUCCUGGGGUCUCCAUGUCUAACAGGUAGCAGAGUGCAAAGUUCCAAAUUGCUACACUAGACUCUUGCUAUUAGACUAUGGAGGUAGCUUUGCUUUAACUUCAUUUCUCUCUCUCUCUCUCAGAUCCCAACUCCCUAAGAACGCGUUCAGUGCCUUGAUGGUAGCCUGGUUCUCCUCCAUUUACCUGGUCUAUCGCACCUUCAGCCCACUGACAUAUGGGGAGCCUACCCUCUCAGCAGCUGAACUCAGGGCCCUGCGCUGGAAGGA